AGUGAAAGAGAAACUGAAGUGUAGUUGAGCUGUUGUGUGUUUGUGUCUCUGUAUUCAUGCAGUAAAAUGGCAGAAGCCAGAUUUUCUCAGGAUGAGUUGACAUGUCCAGUGUGUCUGGAUCUCCUGAAGGAUCCAGUGACCAUCCAGUGUGGACACAGUUACUGUAAGAGCUGUAUUACAGGCUGCUGGGAUCAGGAGGAUCAGAUGAGAGUCUACAGCUGCCCUCAGUGCAGACAGACCUUCAGUCCAAGACCUGCUUUAGGGAAAAACACCAUGCUGACUGAACUGGUGGAGACACUGAAGAAGACCAAACUUCCUGCUGACUGUUACGCUGGAGCUGGAGAUGUGCAGUGUGACGUCUGUACUGGAACAAAAUACAAAGCCAUCAAGUCCUGUCUGGUGUGUCAGGAAUCUUACUGUCAAAUUCAUUUUGACCAUCAUGAGGAAUUUCAUUCACGUAAGCCACACAAAGUGAUUGAUGCCACUGGACGACUGCAGGAGAUGAUCUGCCAGAAACAUCAGAAGCUCCUUAAGGUUUUCUGUCACACUGACCAGAAAUGUAUAUGUGUGCUGUGUGCGAUAGAUGAACAUAAAAACCAUGACACUGUAUCAGCUGCAGCACAGAGGACAGAGAAAAAGAAGCAGCUGAAGGAGACACAGAAGACGUUCCAGCAGAGAGAGAAAGAUCUUCAGCAGCUGAGAGAGGCUGUGGAGUCUCAUAAGCGCUCUGCACAGACAGCAGUGGAGGACAGUGAGAGGAUCUUUACUGAGCUCAUCCGCUCCAUUGAGAGAAGCCGCUCUGAGCUGAUACGGCUGAUCAGAGAUCAGGAAAAGCGAGCGGUGAGUCGAGCUGAAGGACGACUGGAGCGACUGGAGCAGGAGAUCAAUGAUCUGAGGAGGAGAGACACUGAGCUGGAGCAGCUUUCACACACACAGGAUCACAUCCAGUUCCUGCAGAGUUUCCAGUCUCUCUCAGCACCUCCUGAAUCUACAGACGAAAAUGAUGAUCCCUUCAGUUCUCUCUUCUCUUUUGAUGACCUGAGAGAAUCUGUCCAUCAGCUGAGAGACAAACUGGAGGAUUUCUGCAAAGAGGAGCUCAAAAAAAUCUCAGACAUAGUCACAUUCACCAACAUUGAUCUCUGGACCAGGAACGACUUCCUACAAUAUUCCCAUCAGCUCACUCUGGAUCUGAACACAGUGAAUAAACACCUCCGUCUGUCUGAGAGCAACAGAGAGAUUACUUACACUGGAACAGUCCAGUCGUAUCCUGAUCAUCCAGACAGAUUUCAUUAUUGGUGUCAGGUGUUGUGUAGAGAGAGUGUGUGUGGACGCUGUUACUGGGAGCUGGAGUGGAGUGCUGGUAUAUUAGGUGGUGUGGAUAUAGCAGUGUCAUAUAAGAGCAUCAGCAGAAAGGGAUUGGCUGAUGAAUGUGUGUUUGGACGUAAUGAUCAGUCCUGGAGUUUGUACUGCUCUCCCUCCAAAUACUCCUUUGGACACAGUAACAUAUGGACUGAUCUCCCUGUAAAGCCCAUCAGCAGUAGAAUAGGAGUGUUUGUGGAUCACAGUGCAGGAACUCUGUCCUUCUACAGCGUCUCUGACACAAUGAGCCUCAUCCACACAGUCCAGACCACAUUCACUCAGCCGCUCUAUCCUGGGUUUUUGGUUUCUAGAGGAUCAUCAGUGAACCUGUGUUAAUUAAUCAUAGUAGACUGAUGAGAGAUUUUACCCAUAAUGCUUUGAGCUGCAUGAUAAAUCAGUAACAGUGAGAUGUUAGAGUCUUUUCUCUCCAAAACAUUAAUACUGCAGCUGAACUUCUGUCAGUGAAAUAACAUGUCCAAAUGAAGUUUGAUAAACCGUCAUAAUGGGCCUGUUUACACCUGGUCACUUCAUGUGUUUUCUUUGAUCGGAUAGCUAUCCAGUCAUGAAAUAACCUUGUGUAAAGGUCCUCCGAAAUGCUUUCAAGACAGAUUUAAAUCCGAUCAGUCAAAACCACUUCAGGAUGUGGUCUGGAACAUAUUCCAGACUAAACUGGUGAAGUGUAAAUGUAUCUGGUUGUCAAAACCACAUGUGUAAUUUGUGUGUCAUGUGUGUUAUAGGUGCAGGUAACACUUUAGAUUACUGUUCGGUCAUUAAUGAAUAGCUAAACAGGCACUGUUAACAUUAUAGUAACUAUUGUUAACUAACAAGAAACUCUGAUUAGCGAAUCAGUAAGUAAUAGCACUCAGUUGAAAGUGGUAGUUCACUAUUAGCUAAUCAGUAACUACAAUUUUUUUCAUAUUUUCCAAAACAAAUACUAAGAAUUUAUAUACUACUAAACUAUACAGGUUACUAAUUAAUAGGAAUGACGCAAAAUGUGUAAUUAAUUCUAAAGUCAAGAUCACAGUAACCCAUUAGUAAUGACUUAAGUAAUGACUACUUAUUUGGAUUGGUAACACUUUGGAAUAACUUUUACUAAAUCAUUAACAAACAUUCUAUAAA
Messenger RNA from Labeo rohita (rohu), 2478 nucleotides. Its product is annotated as tripartite motif-containing protein 16-like. NCBI's taxonomy places the organism in Eukaryota, Metazoa, Chordata, Actinopteri, Cypriniformes, Cyprinidae. The record is from RefSeq and is a predicted model, not a curated record. Gene Ontology annotation, molecular function: zinc ion binding; protein binding. The coding region runs from base 67 to 1695 and encodes 542 amino acids. The transcript has 6 exons.